This is a messenger RNA of Micropterus dolomieu (smallmouth bass), 2777 nucleotides long. RefSeq names its product R-spondin 2 (gene rspo2). Lineage: Eukaryota; Metazoa; Chordata; Actinopteri; Centrarchiformes; Centrarchidae. The transcript is spliced from 6 exons. The record is from RefSeq and is a predicted model, not a curated record. The coding region runs from base 662 to 1399 and encodes 245 amino acids.
CUAGAAAUCUCCACACGUGACGGCGGCACGGCGCUAUAUGAAGAGGGAAAAGGCAGCAAGCAUCAGGACCAGUCAGUCACCGCUCAACCUCAGCAGCGCGUAAAAGUCGCACACUCGCUCACCGGCUCUCCUUUUCCGCUUUAAGGAAAGCAACACAUGUGAGUUUGUUUCUACUGCGCUACAGGACGCGGACAGAACAAAGCUUGAGUGAGGAAACGCAGGUAAACGGAAUCUAAGCUUUUACAGAUAGGAGCAGAGGAACCCACACCCCCACCACUCCGCGCGUCCCCACGACCACCUUUUUUCUCCUCCUCGGACCUCCGUUCUCUCCUGGAGACACAAGUUUCCCACACAAAGAGGGAUGCUGCAUGUUCCCGAAACGUACUUGCACUCAGAGGGAACCUAAAAGUUGACCGGAGCGGAAUAACACUUCAUCUGAUGCAAGCGCACCAAAACGGGCACUUUUAGUAACAGGAGGGUCAGCGCAAUUCAUAAAAUGAUCCCAAUCGGCGACGUGAUACCAUGUCGCAUCUCGUCUGAUGUUUGACACGUCUGAGGAUCGGCUAAAGAAACUGGAGGUGGACAUAACAAAGUCAGAGAAUUCAACCCGAGCCCUGCUGGCACAUUUUUACUGGAGUCCGAACAACUGAUCGCCGUCCAGAUGCAGUUUCGACUCUUCUCAUUUGCCCUGAUCGUAUUGAACUGUAUGGAGUACAGCAACUGUCAGGCGCCGUCGCACCGCUGGAGGAGAAACAAAAGAGCUAGCUAUGCAGCAUACCCCAUCUGUAAAGGCUGCUCGGUGUGCUCCAGGGACAACGGCUGUGUAAACUGCCAGCCCAAACUCUUCCUGUUUUUGCGGAGGGAGAGGAUGAGGCAAUACGGGGAGUGUCUUCAUGACUGUCCAGCCGGAUACUACGGCAUGCGCAGCCCUGAACUCAACAUGUGCUCCAGGUGCAGGAUAGAGAACUGUGAGUCCUGCUUCAGCAAAGACUUCUGCACCAAGUGUAAGUCAGGUUUUUACCUACACAAAGGGCGCUGCUAUGAUAAGUGCCCAGAGGGCUUUGCCCCGCUGGAGGACACCAUGGAGUGUGGAGAGGGCUGUGAGGUGGGCCAGUGGAGUGAAUGGGGAGCCUGCACCAGGAGAAACAAAACCUGUGGCUAUAAGUGGGGUCUGGAGACCCGGACACGGCACAUUGUAAAGAAACCACCCAAGGACACAAUACCCUGUCCCACCAUCGCUGAGUCCAGGAUGUGCAAAAUGGCCAUGAGGCACUGCAGGAGAGGUGGCUCAGGGAAGCCCCGAUCCAAAGAACCAAAGAAGAAGAACAAGCAGAGGCUGCGGUUUCGGGCCCAGAACCAGCACAGCGACCACUUGGCCUCUGCACGCACCAGCCAGUGAGGACUGAAACUACGGACUUCCCAUUGAACAAAGAACCAACGCAAAGCUGCUAGCCGCUGCUGCACCCACAUUCUGACCGACGACUAUCACGAACCCCGCCACCUCCCCACCUGCCUCCCAGCCCACCCCCACCUCCCCGCUGCCCAACAGGACACAGCCAUUACAAGUCUGUCACUACAAAAAUAUAUGUCUAACAUACGAUAUCAGUAUCAACACACUAAACACAUGCUUCAUGCCCCUGCCUCUUGCUGCUUCUCCCCCCUGCUCCAGUGACCAGCCAGGUGACUCUGUUUUCUCAGCCCCACCCCUCGCCUUGCCUUGGCUUGUGGACCUUUACAGUUGACAUUACUGAACUCAUUUCCCGCCAUUAACAAUGUCAUUAACCAUGCAGGGUGAUGGAAGACGGAGGGGCAACCAGAGACUGUGGAGGCGGAUAGGAGAGGUGAUGAGGGAGUUGGCAAGCUUAACUGCCCCACAGAAGUGGGGGGUGGGGUGGGGUGGCAGGGUGAAACCUAUGAGGAUGAAAAAAAAGAUGGAGGAUUAAGAGACAAAAGAGAUUCGGCUAAAGCAGUUGAUGCUUAUGGACAAGAAAAUGGCAUCUUGAACUGAAAGAGACUGUUUUUUUGUUCCUAUAUUUAUGUCAAAACUACCCUCACCUUCCCCACGGAUACGUGUUCCCAUGUGUGGCCUUUAUGUUAUGUACAUUUUUGAGAGUAAUAUUAAUGAAAUUACCGUGCAUAGUUGCAAAGUAUUUUAUUCUCAGCACAAACUGUUUACGUUCAGACCGCUUUAUGCUCUAACUGUAUAGUGUGGAUAAAAAAAGAAGAAAUUUAGUUGUUUGACUAGCAUGGCAACAGGCUCAUGUGUACAUAGUUUAUCUAAUUAUGAAAGCUUAUUACUGUAUUUUCAGUAUUGACUCGUUCACCGUUCUAAAUGUUUUAGAGAUAAAAAGGUUGUAAUACCAAGCUACAGAUUAAAAUAAUUAAAAACAAAUAAUAAACAUAGCCGCCACAUAGCUAUUUCAUUUAUAUGGUAUAUAUUUGAUUUAUUUAUUAAUUCUAUUUUGUACUUUUUUUGUUCAGUGCGAUUUUUUGCCUCAUACUGUUACUCUUAUAUGCUGAAAUAUUCUUUGAGUUCCUUAUAACAGUGUAUAUCUUUAACAAGUGGAAAAGGUUUUUGUCUGUUGUCACGCAGUGUUGUAUUACAUUCAUUUGACCUCAUCUACUGAUUUCAAUGUUUUAAAGAAGAAGAAAAAAAGAUACAUCAAACUUUGCUUUGACAUAUUCUAGGUUUAAUAAUUAGGAUCAAGCAAAUGUAUGGUCAUAGGACUGCAUAUGUGUACAUUGUGUUUUAUUAAAAUACAUUUCAUGUGACUGUA